CCCCGACUCACAACGCCACAGACAACCUCGUCUUGUGUGGAACCAAGGCACGGUCUCCACUCUCAACGACCAGAACGGUCUGCUUCGUUGCCUUCAUCUGUGGAAAUGGAGAAAAAUAGACGACCGCUCGGCUCGGCUGGUUUCGAAUUCACAACUCCGAGGACGUCAUCCACAACAUCCUCUGCCUUUGUUGGCCCGGUCCCAAAAGACUCUCGAAUUAGCACUUUUGAUCUGAAGGACUACAGUAAGCCCGUUACGGUAUUUGUUGGUAAGGCGCAGCAGAAGUUCGUCGUGCAUCAAUCGCUGCUCACAGGGCGAUCGCCGUUCUUCGACAAAGCUCUGAAUGGCAGGUGGGCGGAGGCAGACGAGCGAGCCGUCAAACUUCAUGAAGAUGAGCCGACAGUUUUCGCCGUUUACGUCCACCUACUCUACACAGACAAGAUCGCAGUCUCACCAACUCUUUUCGGUACCACAACUGGAGACGUUGAUGGUGAGCGGAAGAUUCUGGCCAAACUUUACAUUCUAGCCGAGAAAGUGCAGGAUGUGGAAACAAAAAACAAGACUAUGGCAGCCUUGAUGGGUACCCUUCGAGACCAGGUCGGCGGAAAGCGAGUGUCACUCAGCUUGCGGUUUGUUCAAACGAUCUACAAUGGUACACCAAACGGUUCAAUGGCCCGCAAGUUGAUUGUCGACAGCUUCGUCGAACAGGGUACGGGAACUCCAUUCAGGCUUGGUGGAAGGAUGGAAGAUGCUGUUUGGCCUGUGGAAUUUAUGCAAGAGCUUUUAGCGGAGGUUCUUGACAGGCGAGCAACUCUGAAAGACACUUUCACUACCGGAGAUCGGGAAGUCUCGUCGUAUAUGGAGCAGAAGGGAAACCUGAAGCUAUGAUAGGGGAUUAUCGGUGUCAGAAGCUCAAUAUUAGUACUGAAGAUGUUGUUAGGACGGGCGAUUCGAAGCACAUGGUGGGCGAUGAUAUGUUACGCAUUAAGCUAAGUGGUUAUGUGCAAAGCAAAUAAUUCAA
Molecule: messenger RNA, 1021 nt
Organism: Boeremia exigua
Lineage: Eukaryota; Fungi; Ascomycota; Dothideomycetes; Pleosporales; Didymellaceae
Exons: 3
Coding region: 106-888 (260 amino acids)
Molecular function (GO): protein binding
Source: RefSeq, a predicted model, not a curated record